AUGUCCAAGCCCGACGAGACCUACACGCUGUACAGCUACUUCCGCUCCUCGGCGUCGGCGCGUGUGCGCACGCUGAUGGCGCUGCACCACAUCCCCUACGACGUCAAGUUCAUCCAUCUCCUGAAGCAGGAGCAGUCGUCGGACGAGUACACCAAGCUCAACGGCAGCCAGACGGUGCCGACGCUCGUCGUCCAGCCCGGUCAGGGCGACAAGUGGAACCUCGGCCAGUGCAUCGCCAUCAUGGAGUACCUCGACGAGAAGUGGGGACCUCAGAGCAAGUACGGACGUCUCCUGCCCGAGAACGCCAAGGACCGCGCCCUAGUCCGCUCCAUUGUCGACCAGGUCGUUGGCGACCUCUUCCCGAUGCUCAACUCGGCCACCCUCGGCGCCGUCACCGACUUUGGCGGCGACAAGAUCAAGUGGGCCGAGAAGUGGAGCGACAAGUUCCUCAUGGCCCUCGAGCGCCUCGUCUCCAAGACCUCGACGAACGGCAAGUACUGCUACGGUGACAGCCUGACGCUCGCCGACGUUUCGCUCGCGCCCCAAAUGUACACCGUCCUCCGCUUCUACCCCCAGGCGCUUGAGAAGGUCCCCACUGUCAAGAGCAUCUUUGAGAACAUCUCCAAGCUUCCCGAGUUUGUCCAGGCCGACUACAAGCACCAGCCCGACACCCCCGACGAGCUCCGCGAGAACUAA
This is a messenger RNA of Trichosporon asahii var. asahii CBS 2479, 696 nucleotides long. RefSeq lists its product as uncharacterized. The record is from RefSeq and is a predicted model, not a curated record. NCBI's taxonomy places the organism in Eukaryota, Fungi, Basidiomycota, Tremellomycetes, Trichosporonales, Trichosporonaceae. The transcript has a single exon. The coding region runs from base 1 to 696 and encodes 231 amino acids. Gene Ontology annotation, molecular function: maleylacetoacetate isomerase activity; glutathione transferase activity. Gene Ontology annotation, biological process: L-phenylalanine catabolic process; glutathione metabolic process.